AGCUGUUGUGGUUAAUUUCAAAGAUAGCCGAGUUAAAAAACGUCUGAAACAGCAAAUUCCUAAAAAAAAAUAUAAUUUUAUCAAUGGUUGGCAAAUCCAGAUUUCUGAAGUAAAUUUUUAGACUAUUAGUUGUAAGUUUUAAUAGAAGUUUACCUUCAACAAUGGAUUCAUUAAAACAAUAUCUUAAAAUACAAAGGACCGAGAAUGAAACUGUGAAAAAUGAAAUUAUGACAAAACUCGACGAACUUCUUCAUCCUUUGGAUGUUCCCAUGAAUAAAUGUAAUAUAAAGUCAACCAAAUAUAGCAACUACAUAUCUGACCUUUGCCAAUUAGAACAAAAAAUCAAUCAUAAAUUAACUGAAAUUAAUUAUGACUUGAAAAAAUUUAAAAUACAGAAUAAAUGUCCAGAAUGUGAUCCUUCGUUAAUGAAAAACUCAAGAUCAGAUGAUUUUUUAGAUAAUAUCGAAACAUUAAAGGCUUAUUCUAAUAGAUUAAUCUCGAAAUUGGAUAAGUUACGAGAAAAACACAAUGAAAAUACAGACAAUCAGCUUAUUCACGUCAAAAAAACUGAAAAUAAAUCAAGUAUGUGUGUCAAAAAGAUAUCUCAUAAGGACCAAGAUUCUCUAAUAGAUUUUGAUUCAAGUUAUUCUUGCGAAGGUGAUAUAUGUGGAGAAUUAGUGGAUGGGCCUACUGUACAAGAACUAUGUGAUAAUGAACUCUGUGAGGAUAAAGACAAAAGAGGCAUCAGUUUCGAUCUAUUGAAUUCAACUCCAAUUUGUAAAGAUAAAGAAAAUAAAGACAUACUUGCUUCUCAAGGGUCUCACCCAGAAUUAGAAAAUGAAUUCAUUAUAAAUUCUUCCUCAACUGAAGAACAUAAAGAUUAUAAAUUUGUAGAUAUACUUUCUCAAGAUAUUAAAAUGAUAGACACAUCAGUUUCCAAGCCAGGAGUGGAAGUGAAGAUGGAGUACGAUUUGAAAAAUGAACUGAUUGCACUUGAAGAUAUUCCUGUCACACAAAAAGACAUUUCAAUAGAUGAACCACUUUUGGCAAAUUCUAGCCAAUAUCAAGAUCUAAUUCAGAAUAUCAAUGAUAUUAUCGUUAAGCCCGCUCCAGAUGAUAAUAAAAAAAUGGAAUCACAAGAUGCCAGGUCAAAUCUAUCAGACGUUAUGUGGAAAAAUAUCAAUGAACUGGAUUCAACCUUACCUAAGAACAGUAUAGUCUCUGAAAACAUUGAAACUUCAUUGAGUAACAGCCCAAGAUCAUAUGAAGCAAGUGCUAAGCCAUGUGAUGUGAAUAUUUCUGAUGAGAAGAAAAUUGAAUUUGAUGAAAAAUUAUUCAAUUUGCUUGAACUGGAAAGUGGUCCAAGUAGUUAUUAUGAUUCUGAAAGUGACUCUGGAGUUCUACCAAGCUCUGAUUCCUCCUUGGGAAUCAAAGAGAAGUGUAUCAGUGGACUAGUAGAGAAUCAAAAUUUAUGUGAUUCUUCCAAAGAAAACUAUUACAAACUGAUCAAGAAAGAAGAUAAUAAGAACAAAUUAUUUGAAAGAUUAGAAAACGAAAAACCUUCGGAAAAGGAUAGUGAUGAGAGGAACAAAGAAAAAUUAAUUUAUGAGCCAAAGCCUGAUAGUUGUAAACCAUCAUUUAGUGCCAAUGAAAAAAUACGGAAAUUGGGAUUAGAAGACCGCAAGACACUAUUCGAAAGGACCAGGAAGAGUGCAGUCUUGCCAGACCUUACUCUGAAACCAUCUGAGUCAUCUCUGUCUGAAGUUCAAAAAUCGAAACAUGUUAAAAAAAAAAAGAACAAGAACAAGAAAUUUGAAAUCCCAGGUAGUGACAUCCCUACUUAUGGUAUGGGUUGUGUUUUUAGCCAUGUUGAGUCACCUUCAGAGUUUUAUAUACAUCUGGACACCGAAGAAUCUAAACUGAUCGAUAGUUUAAACGAUAUGAUAACGGAACAUUACAAGAAUACAAAAAUACACUACCGUUCCAAAGAAGAAGCUUCUCGAGCCUUAGGAACGUUCUGCUGCGCUUACGUCAAGGAUGACAAUAUGUUUUACAGAGCAGAAAUUAUCAAUUGGUUUUUUGAAGAAACUACCAAACAUGUUUUAAUUCAACUGGUUGACUAUGGAAAUGAUGUUCUCGUUCCUCUUAAAUAUUUAAGGCCCCUUACUGAAGAAUUCAGUUUGUUGCCAAGACUUGCUGUUAAGUGUUACUUUCCUUUCUUGUAUCCACCUGGAUCUACAAAAAAUAAUCUACUGAUUGAAUGGCCCAAUUCUACAACAGAAGCUCUAUUUGAUCUAAGUGGUUUGGGUUUGGAAAAUAAUAAGGCCAUUUUCAAGAUUUCUCAUGUCCAGGUGGAAAAGCAUCAAAUUGGCAUUGACAUGUACCAAGUAAACGGACAGAAUGAUAUUAUGAUAGGACAACUUCUGAUAGAUUUAGGACAUGCAGUAGAGAUCAUUUUACCAGAAGAUGAUCCGAUGGGAAUUUUAUCUGAUGAAGAGGAAAUAGAGAACUUAGAAAAUUGUGAUAAUCUCAACGAAGUCGUAAUAGGUUAUGAUCCAAAAGACGAGGCCAGAAUAUGCAAGUUUACUAAACAUGACGGAGCAAAAUGUUUCAAAAGGAGUUGCAAGUUGGAACAUGCUAAAUUCAGCAGAGGUGGAUAUACAACCGAUCAAACUCUAACCUAUGCAGAUGCGUUGAAUGAUUUGAAAUUACCGAAACCAGGCGAUAGGAUAUCAAUAAGGUUUACAACAUUCCUUGAGGCAACACGUUAUUUUAUAAAUCUCACUCGUUAUGCUGAAGAUAUUAGAGAACUGGAAAGAACAAUAAAUCUCCCUUCAAACUGCAAUAAUUUCGAACCUUUCAAAGUUUUUCCAGCGUUUGGUGAAAUCGUUUUAGUGAAACACUGGCAAAAACGAUGGUUGAGAGCAAAAGUUAGACAUCAUCUCUUCAAUGAUAAGGGCAAAUGUACCGGUGUUCAAGUUUUCAUUGUUGACUACGGAGAUAUAAUAGAUGUACCUUUGGCUUACGUCAGACAAAUCAAAGCAGAAUAUUUAAAUCUUCCCUUCCAGGCAAUUGAAUGUAUCUUACAUGGAUAUAAGGACAGUGGGAAUUUCGAACGGAAAGAUAUAGAUAGAUUCUUCUACGAAAAUUUGGUUUUUAGAAACUUUAAGGCUGAAAUCAAAGCUGUGUCUGACAUGCAAUUGAGAGUUAAUCUAUUUUAUAAGGAUAGAAAUCUUGGAGAUAUUCUGAAAGAAUACGGCUUCUUGGCUGAGGUUGAUGAAGGAGUUCCUAUGCCACACCCUAAAAGUGUGAUUAUUCCUGGUUGAAACAAAAAAAACUCCACUAUAUUUGAUAAUUGUUUUGAUAUUAUGUUUAGAAUCGAACGUUAAGUUUUUGUACUACAAAUAUUUUUUUUAUUGUAUAACGAAUAUAUGUUUUGAUAUUUU
This is a messenger RNA of Harmonia axyridis, 3446 nucleotides long. RefSeq lists its product as uncharacterized. The record is from RefSeq and is a predicted model, not a curated record. Gene Ontology annotation, biological process: spermatogenesis. The transcript is spliced from 14 exons. Lineage: Eukaryota; Metazoa; Arthropoda; Insecta; Coleoptera; Coccinellidae. The coding region runs from base 162 to 3326 and encodes 1054 amino acids.